Cyprinodon variegatus (sheepshead minnow) is the source of this 2054-nucleotide messenger RNA. It is a transcript of the gene tmbim1, whose product is annotated as transmembrane BAX inhibitor motif containing 1. Gene Ontology annotation, biological process: negative regulation of apoptotic signaling pathway. The record is from RefSeq and is a predicted model, not a curated record. Gene Ontology annotation, cellular component: endoplasmic reticulum; Golgi apparatus; membrane. Lineage: Eukaryota; Metazoa; Chordata; Actinopteri; Cyprinodontiformes; Cyprinodontidae. The coding region runs from base 212 to 1228 and encodes 338 amino acids. The transcript has 12 exons.
UGGGUGUGUUCAACAGAUUCCUUUGGACUCCACCCUGCAGCCGUUUCUCUCUCCGCAGUUCCUGGAAAACCUCUUCUCUGCUGCUUUACAUCUGCUGCUCUGCUCCGAAACGCUAAUAACGCUUUAACAGCCUUGUCUCCGGACCGGAAGUGAGCGGCAGUUCGGGGGGAGACAUCAGAAACAGCAGUUAGGCUCCUCAUUAGCUGGCACCAUGUCCAAAUCAGACUACCCACCGGGCUAUGAGGACUCCAGCGGUCCGAUGUACGCACCCCAGGGCGGGGGCUACCCACCUCCACCCGCAUAUGGCUUCCCAUCCUAUGGUGGUCCACAACCAGGCCAGGCUUACCCUCCCUAUCCGAGCGGUCCAAACACCCCUCUCUAUCCGGGCCAGCCAGCGGCUUAUCCUUCAGCACCGUACCCAGGACAGCCUCACCCUGCAGGGCCACAAGGAGCAGGCUACCCCUCCCCACCACCCAUGCCUCCAAUCAUCCCUCCGACCAUCCCAUCAGGGGUGAUGUCUUCAGAUGAGGAGUUUGCUGCGAGCGACGGCAACUGGGACGACCUGAGUGUUCGGCACGCCUUCAUCAGAAAGGUUUAUGUGAUCCUGGCCUGCCAGCUCCUCCUCACCACAGCCAUUGUUGCCAUAUUCACCUUUGUUGACCCCGUCCGAGUCUUUGUAAGGAGAAACCCGGCUGUAUACUGGGCCUCAUAUGCUGUGUAUGUAGUCCUCCACCUGGUGCUGGUUUGCUGUAAGGGCCCACGGAGGAAGUUCCCAUGGAACAUCAUUCUGCUGCUGCUCUUUACUCUGGCUCUGUCGUACAUGACUGGAACCAUCUCAAGUUACUAUGAUACCAAAGCCGUGUUUCUGGCUCUCGGGAUCACGGCUGUUGUGUGCAUCGCCGUCACCAUCUUCUGCUUCCAGACCAAGGUUGACUUUACCAAAUGCCGAGGCCUCUUCUGUGUCCUUUCGAUCGUGAUGCUUGUAACUGGAAUCAUUACAGCCAUCGUGCUUUCCUUCAAAUACAUCUAUUGGCUUCACAUGCUGUACGCAGCUAUGGGAGCCAUAGCGUUCACCAUGUUCCUGGCAUACCACACUCAGCUCCUGAUAGGAAACAGGAAGUACUCCAUUAGUCCUGAGGAGUACGUCUUCGCCGCGCUCUCCAUUUACGUCGAUAUCGUCCAGAUCUUCCUCUUCCUGCUGCAAAUUAUUGGAGCUUCCAGCAGAUGAGGUUGCUGAAGUUCACGCCGUGUCGGACGGCUGCUGGAAAGCACCACGCCUCAAAAACUGGUUUCUGUUUGUCUUUAUUCCAACUUUUACCUUUCUUUUUUCUUUUUUGGAUUAAAGGAAAAAAAAUGAUUUGUAUUUUAAAUAUGUUAAAAAUAAUCCAGGGAAAGAGUCAAACGGCUGAAUCAGAAUUUUCUUUUUCUUUUUUUUUCUUUUUUUUUACAGUGUAGGGAUCUACAAAAACUACUUUUAUACUUGUAAUAUACAUAUUUAUACUUUAAAAUAGUCUUGAUCUGAAAGUUUAUACACCCCUGUUUAAAUACCAAGUAAAAUAUAAUUAGGUCAUUUCAAGAAUUAAUUAUACCAAAGAUGUGCUAACUAGACCUUUAAACCAAUACCCUACAUUUGUAGAAUAGUAUCUGUAAGAAUGUGGUGUGUUUACUUUUAGGAAAAAACGAAACAAAAAACAUCAGAUGCUAUAAAGGCGAUGAGGAGAAAAAAAUCUAAUAUCUCUUCAGCUGUCUAGCAGGAACCUAAUGGUUAAGGGCUAAAACCUGUUGAGUUCCACCUUAAAAACCUCAGAACAACCCCAGACCAUGAUGCUGCCACCACUGUGCCUUAUCAGAUUAUUAAACAUUCUCCAAAACAGGUUUGGGAAUCUGCAGCCAGCUUUGAAUCUUUUCAUUUGAUGAAAGGAAUGCUGUCAUACCAAAUGGAGAAAAGUGUUGAAAUGAUUAAUUCUCAUAUUUCUGGGUUAUUUAAACAGGGCUGUUUGCUUCAGAUCACUGUAGAUACCUACUAUGCUUCUUCUUUGCAAUGAUUUAAAAAA